AUGGCCGACAGAUUCCCUUCCCUGGACGAGUUCGACUCGGGUGUUCAAACUGAAGUCAAGGACCCCUCCGCACAACCAACUGCCGACGACUUCUUGGCCCGUGAAAAGGCCCUUCUUGGCGACGAUGCCGAGCUGUUCACAACAACGGAUGAUUCGGCUGCCCUGGUAGAUGCGCCAGCAGCUGGGUCGACCUUUGAAUCUCAGUUCCCUGACCUUGCCGACUCUUCUGCCGGAAUGGGCGGCGCUGCCACCAUCACCGGACCUUCUGUCAACUACAACUCGGGAUACCAGACUCAGGUGCAAGACGAAGAGGAGCCCCAGGUUAUUAAGGACUGGAGAGCGAAGCGCGACGCUGCCAUUGCUAAGCGCACAGAGCAGUUCUCGGCACAACGCGAAGAGACUAUCAAGGAGGCACAGAAGAACAUUGAUGACUUCUACGAUAACUACAAUGCGAAGAAGGAGAAGGGCAUCGCCCAAACAAGAAAAGACGCCGAGCAGUUCCUGGCAAACCAGGACGAUACUGUCUCUGGUGGCACAAGCUGGGAUCGUAUCUCGAAGCUGGUCGACGUCAGUGGCAAAGGCACCAAGGGCGGUGCUGCGGGCUCCGGCAAGGACCGCUUCCGCGACAUGUUAACGAGUCUACGCAAGGAUGAGAAGGCCCCUGGCGCUACAGGAUAUUGA
Messenger RNA from [Torrubiella] hemipterigena, 681 nucleotides. NCBI's taxonomy places the organism in Eukaryota, Fungi, Ascomycota, Sordariomycetes, Hypocreales, Clavicipitaceae. The record is from the annotation of a GenBank genome assembly.